UCAAGAAAGCUCUUGGCUCAACCAGAGGGUCCGAAGUUUUUAUCAUUUUUUUAGUGCGAUUUUCUUUUCUUUACGUUUCUUAUGUAGACAAUGCAGAUACAAGAUGAUGUCUGAUCAGUUUAGAAAAGUAGAACCGUAUUCCCCCAAGUCGUCGCCGCGAGGCGCGAGGUCACCAGUGGUGUCUCGUCAGGAUUCCUCUGGAACCCUCAAAACUACUAUCUCACUGGGCAAGAACCCUUCAAUAGUGCAUAGUGGACCAUUCUAUUUGAUGAAAGAACCUCCAGGAGAAUGUGAACUCACAGGAGCAACUAAUUUAAUGGCUUAUUAUGGACUCGAACACUCGUAUAGUAAAUUUAAUGGUAAAAAACUCAAGGAAUCUCUGUCUUCAUUUCUACCUAAUCUGCCUGGAAUUCUUGAUGGGCCUGGUCAGGAAGAUAAUAGUACAUUAGGUUCAGUAAUAGCGAAGAGGCCAAUAGGUGGCAAAGAACUGUUGCCACUAUCAAGUGCUCAGCUAGCUGGAUUCCGACUGCAUCCAGGCCCUCUGCCUGAACAGUACAGAUAUGUAAGUGCAACCCCACCAAAGCGACAUAAGACUAAGCACAAGAAACACAAGCACAAGGAUGGAGUCCCGCCUGGUCAAGAGACACCAUUGCAAGAUUCCUCAAACCCAGACACAUAUGAGAAGAAACACAAAAAGCAGAAGCGUCAUGAUGAUGAUAAAGAGCGCAAGAAGAGGAAAAAGGAAAAGAAGAGGAAAAAGCAGAAGCACAGCCCGGAGCAUGGAGGUCUCACUCCCAGCCAGCACCCACUACCGUAAACUGUUGUACCAUAGUAGUAAGAUGAAGCUAUUGAGCCCAAAGAGACUGCUCCGUAUAAUCUGUAAUUGUCUUACUCAGUUCAUACAUAAGCUGUGACCAAAAUAAUUAUGUCCUUUUAGUACUUCAGUUCCCAAUAUCAGUUUGCCAAAUAUGUCAUUUUCUGCUGACAUAAAUUGACAUUAUAAAUUAGUUGAUUAGUGGCACUUUACCCAGCUGGUUUCAAUUUUCCUACAUAGAUAGAAAUAAUUGUAAUAAUAAGGGAGUAGGAAUAUUUGUAAUAAAGCUGUAAAUAAUAUUAAAAUGAUUGGAACAGAAUAAUUAUUUUCAUAAAACAAGCUAAACAAGCUCUGUAUGUAUAUUCUUUAUUCUAAAAGCUACAAGUUUCGAGUGUGGUCUUUUAUUCAUAGUAGAGGUCGUAGGAGUGAUUACUAUUAUUAUUUUAUGAAUAUUAUUGUAUUACACAAAUUAAACGAGAAUAUUGAUUGCUAGACAGAAUGAGAGUUAGUGGAAACAGUAAGUACACUAGAUCAAGCUAUUUAGAGAUAGACAUGUCAUCUCUUUGGGCUUGACUCUUAUGAAAUUAGUAUUAAGCUGUAUACCUACACACAGUAAAAAUAUUCGAUUUUACCAUUUUGUUCAAUUUGUUUCAUUAUUUGAUCAUGAAACUAAGAUUCAUUGUAAAUAUUCAUAACUCAUUUGUUUAUAUAAGAUGUACCACUUUCAUAGAUUUAAUAAAUUCGAUAGAAUGUUA
Spodoptera litura is the source of this 1569-nucleotide messenger RNA. It is a transcript of the gene MED19, whose product is annotated as mediator complex subunit 19. NCBI's taxonomy places the organism in Eukaryota, Metazoa, Arthropoda, Insecta, Lepidoptera, Noctuidae. Gene Ontology annotation, molecular function: transcription coregulator activity; transcription factor binding. Gene Ontology annotation, cellular component: mediator complex. The record is from RefSeq and is a predicted model, not a curated record. Gene Ontology annotation, biological process: positive regulation of transcription by RNA polymerase II.